This is a messenger RNA of Sardina pilchardus (European sardine), 1626 nucleotides long. RefSeq lists its product as uncharacterized. Bases 49 to 678 code for a protein of 209 amino acids. The transcript is spliced from 6 exons. NCBI's taxonomy places the organism in Eukaryota, Metazoa, Chordata, Actinopteri, Clupeiformes, Clupeidae. The record is from RefSeq and is a predicted model, not a curated record.
UCUGGAGUCACAUGAUCAUUUCGACUUCUGGCAUAGGUGUUAAUUUCAAUGGAGCUACAACUCCUCCUUACAUUGCCAUGGAUUGCUGGCCUGUUCUGUCAGACAGAGCUUUACACUUUCAAGCAUGUUAAAGUUUUUGCAUCAUCUACAAGCCCAAAUGAGGGGGAAAAUGUGACUCUGAAGUGUGCUGUAUGUGGUGGAAAUUCCUCUGCGAACUAUCAUAUGUACCUUUGCAAGAAUGGUGUUGCUGUUCAAAUGCAGAAACUGACUGGUGAUAAUGACGCCAUAUUUGCUCUCACUACUAUUACAUCACGAGAAUCAGGCAAUUACAGCUGUGUUUAUGCCAAUAAGAAAAUUCCAUACAGUGAGGUGAAUUCAACAGGCAAAUAUUCCAUAAUCAUCCAGGUUAAAUCUGAGAACAAAUCCCUGCCAGGUACACUUACUACUACGUUAGCUCCAGAUGGCCAGAAAUAUGAAGUCAUUCAGUUGAUUCUAAUCUUGAUUGCGAUUCUGUUGGCAUUACUGGGGAUGUGCUAUAUUGCCUAUAGAAAAAUAUACAAAACAAUUUUGUUUACUUUCCCCACAGUCAACACAGCAUCAGCAGAUAACACCCUUGAUGAUAAUGUUCUAUACUAUGACCACACUGGACAGCCUGUUCAGGACAUCUACGAUAGUUAGCAUUGAACUAACAUUGAGGCAUCAUCAUUCAACUAAACAACAUCUACUGUAACUAACGACUAAACUGUCGGACCAACAGAGUUUGAACCAUGAUAGUUUAACAACUUCAGGGGGAUAUUCCAGAAAGGAGGUUUAACACUGAGAUAAACUGUAAACUCCAGGUUGUCUUAACCUGUGACAAAUAAAUCUGGACUGUCGGUUCCAAAACACUGGUUAUGAAUUAGUUCAAUCAAUCAAGUGUUUAUAACGAGUUGUGCGAGUUCACUGAGAGUCAAAAUCAUGAGUGAAAGCGAAGAGCACCAUAUUUUUCAGAGGCGGAGCAGCAAGUGCUCUUCGAGGCUUAUGAGGAGGAGAGAGCUGUAUUAAGACAAAAGUGUGUCUGCUAAGGAACGCAACCUUGCUUGGCAGGUAAUAGCCUAACAGACCACAUAAAUGUGUACGUUUAGGAUAGACAUUACGUAUUGACAGCUUUGUAUGAUGCACCUCCAUGUUCGUGAGAAGAGGUGAAGUAGAACAUCACAUAUCACAUAACUAUUAAAAUAACAUUGUGCAGUGGAAAUAAAAUAUGCCUAGUUUAUGAAAAGCUUCUUGAUUGGCUCUUGUGUUGUGUCCCAUCAAUGCAGCCAAUGACAUUUUGAAAGCCUGAAAUAGCCAAGGCCUAUUAAUUGAAAGCUCACCAGCAAAGAUAAUUUCAAUGAAAAUUUGGAAAAUUUGUUCUAGCGGACAUAACCUGAGAACCUGAACAAAACCCUACCCCCUACCAGGUUAAGUUCAGAGUUACCAUAGUGACUUACAUAGCCUGACUAUUUUGGAGCUGAAAACCAAGGUUCACUUCUUACUCUGGGUGACCAUGCCCUGAUAAGCCAGUAAACCUGCUUUCUGGAAUUACCCCCCAGUAGGCUGAACUGACAUGAACAAUGACACCUGCAAAUGGCAGCUUACCCAGAC